AUGAAACGCUCAACUCCUCUUAAAGCCAAAUCAAGCGCUGAAGAUUACGAAGAACAAGGUGUAUCAAUUUCCCGUAAGCGUCAGCGUACCAAGCCUACUACUAGUGAAAGUAAUGAAAAGAAUAAGGCUCACAUUCCCGAUGAAAAAAGCAUAAAAAAGAUUCGUCAAGAGCUCAAGGACAGGCUUUCGGAACGCGUAAUUCCAGCGAAACUUAUAGGAUUGGAAGACGAAUACGCGACGCUAUAUGACAUUCUCAACCGAACUGUAUCUAUGGGCGAAAGCAACUCUUGUUUAAUAUUGGGUGGUGCUGGCACCGGAAAAACAACGAUCGUUCGAAAAGCCAUUAAGGAAUUGACAUCAUUACAUGGCGAUAAUUUCUUCUGCAUAGAUCUCAGCGGGUUUAUCCAAACUAAUGAUCGUCUUGCACUUCAAGAAAUUUCACGUCAGCUUUCUCUACAACCACAACUUGAAGGCCAAAUAUUUCAUUCAUUUGCAGAUUCGCUCAUUUAUAUAUUGAAUCUCUUAAAAUCCGGGAAUAAAGAUACUAGUAAACCAAUAAUCUUCAUCUUGGACGAAUUCGAUUUAUUCACUCAACAUAAUAAGCAAGCACUCCUAUAUAAUCUUUUCGAUGUUUCUCAAGAUAAUCAGGCACCAGUUGCCAUAAUUGGAAUGACUCGCCGUCUAGAUGCCUUAUUUUUACUUGAAAAACGAGUAAAAUCACGAUUUUCUCAUCGACAAAUUCAUCUCUAUUCCGCAGAGAACUUUAAGACUUUUACCGAAAUAGCAAAGAAUUUUCUGCGAUUGGACAAUGACAUAGAAGAGGUUGAUUCGAUUUAUCGUCAACAUUUUAAUGAAAGAGUUGAAGAAUUAUUCGAGGAAACUUCUUUUUCCAGAACUGUGAGACACAUAUUUGACUCAUCUAAGGGAAUCCGAGGAUUUAUUAAUCUAUGUUUUGGUCCAAUUGCAAGAUUAUCGGCAGUCAAACCAUUCUUAUUAUCGUCGGAUUUUGCAGAAUAUCUGAUUCAAAAGCAAAUAAAUGCAAAAAUCGAAAUAAUCAAAGGAAUAACUGAAUUGGAAUUAUGCCUGUUGGUCGCCAUCCAGCAUAUUAAUUUGCAGCAAACACCCACAUUCAACUUUUGCAUGGUCUACGAAGAAUACAAGAAUUUCAUGAAUGAUCUUGCGGUUAAAGGAAAAAGUAUGAGAAUGCGUAAAUGGGACGCCGCUCUAAAAUCCUUUGAGCAUUUAGUAUUGAUGGAACUUGUCAUUCCUGUGGAAGGUGCGAUGAAGAGUCGAAAAGAAUACCGAAUGAUGAGAGUACUGUUAGAACCUAAUGAAAUCUUUGAAGCUGUUUCGAGUCACAAAGAUUGUCCACUUGUUUUAAAGAAUUGGAGUCAGUCAUCAAGAUUAUAA
Molecule: messenger RNA, 1410 nt
Organism: Ambispora gerdemannii
Lineage: Eukaryota; Fungi; Glomeromycota; Glomeromycetes; Archaeosporales; Ambisporaceae
Source: the annotation of a GenBank genome assembly